Caenorhabditis angaria is the source of this 1258-nucleotide messenger RNA. The record is from the annotation of a GenBank genome assembly. NCBI's taxonomy places the organism in Eukaryota, Metazoa, Nematoda, Chromadorea, Rhabditida, Rhabditidae.
AUGAUGAAUAUAGGAGAAGAACUUCAAAGAUGUCCGCCAUCUCAAAUUCUUGAUGAUACUUCAAAAAAACGUCAAAAUAUCGAAGAUGAUGAAUAUGUAAGUUUAGUGAGGAUCGACUUUUCUCUUGAAUUCAUAUCUCCAAAUAUUUCAGCCUUAUUCGACAUCUUGGUUCGGUAUUCCUGAAGAAUUACGAGAAAUGGUAAUCAACGAAAUCGAUCCCGAAACAACUUUUCGAUUCAAACAAUGUUCGAAAUUGUGUGGCGAGGAAGCGAGAAGAUCAAAGAAUUCCAUGUGUAAGAUUGAACUCAACAAUACCGAAAAAGGAACUCAUAUUUGUUUCCACUUGGAAGAUUUGUAUUCAAAUUGUCCGCAUUUUCGUUAUACUUUUAUUGAAAACGAGUCAAAUGAAUCGAAAACUACAACUAUUUGUCAUGAAAGAAUUAGUAUUGAGGAUUGGUCAGGCGGUGAAUAUUGUGACUACAUUCUCAGACUUGAAAAUGGGGAAGAUUGUGAGGAAGAUUCAUAUAUCAAUACAUUAAUCAAAGAAAAAUGGAGAAUUGAGGAAAAUGGAGAUAUGGAGAGUGUUAUUGUUAAAUAUUUGGAAAAGUUUCUUGAAGAAUAUAAAUAUUCUCUAUAUGCUUUCAUUAAUGGAGUAAGUGUAAAAAUAUUGAAUUUAAAUGAUAAAUCUUUUCCAGGCAUAUAACGUCAAAGCUGAAAAUUUGAAUCUCAAACAUUUGAGAAAGCUUCAACAUAUUGUAUUCGAUGAUUAUGAUGUUUUGGAAAAAAAUCUGAUGAAAUUCGAACAAAUUGCAGAAUGUAAAGCGCACAUUUCUCUUCCGGAAACUAAAUUCUCUUUUGAUCAAAUUAUUCAACUCAGUGCAAAUUCUAUCACUAUUGGAGGAAAAGAUUUGACAAAUGAAAAAAUUAAAAUAUAUUUAAAAAUGUGGGAAAAUGGAGAAAUCGAUGAAAAUAUUUCAGAAGUCACGAUUUAUAUGAAUGGAUUGAAAAUUUUGGAAGAAGAAUAUUAUACACGUGGUUUAUUGACAGUUUUCAACAGAGAUGAACCAUCCAGAAAAAGACGACGGUAAUUUGUUUUGCUUGCUUUUUUCGUAUUAGAGAUAACGAAACUUUCAGAUCGAGUAGUAUUCAUUCAUUUUUCUUAGUUAAAACUACGGAUCCCAAACAUUGUACACAUAUCCGGUUGUCUGAUCAUACAAUUGAAAUCGAUCGUCAUAAUUUCUUUUUUCACAAAGAGUAA